Condylostylus longicornis is the source of this 1626-nucleotide messenger RNA. RefSeq names its product protein GDAP2 homolog (gene Gdap2). The record is from RefSeq and is a predicted model, not a curated record. Lineage: Eukaryota; Metazoa; Arthropoda; Insecta; Diptera; Dolichopodidae. The transcript is spliced from 9 exons. The coding region runs from base 291 to 1070 and encodes 259 amino acids.
UCAAAAAGUGCAGGAAGGAAAAAAAAGUACAAAAAAGUUGGUGCAAAAAAUAUACAAAUUCAAUUGAAUUUUUUAUUUUUUAAAUUAAUAUUUAAUAUUUUUAAAACUUUACACAAUUAUAUCAUCAUUUGUUACUACAAAAAAUCUAAAAACGGGUGUGUUAACAUAACAACUCCAUUUCCAACUUCCUACUAUGAUUGAAAUUUUGGAGUUUUAGUUCCUAUUUUCACUUAUUCAUAUUUUCGAGGAAAAUUUAUUUUGGAUAUUUAACAUUCGUUUUAAUACCUCCAAUGGCUGAUGAUGAUUCUGAUAACUGUCCCCACGAUUUUGACGAUAACUAUUCCGACUUAGAGCUAGGUCAUAUAAAUGUUAAUUCAAGUAUGAGUUCUCAUUUAAAUAUUGGACAACAUUCUUUUUCUCAAAUGCAGGGUGAUUUAGAUAGACAACGUCUUUUAGGAGAUCGCGGAAGAACCGAUGUAUAUAAAAGCGUUAUAGAAAAUGGAUUGGAAGGCAUUGAACAUCAAGAAAGGUAUGACAGGCUAUUACAUAGAGCUAAAACAGAAGAUUUAAGUGAAAUAUCCGGCAUUGGGUGCUUAUAUCAAAGUGGUGUUGAUAGACUUGGCAGGCCAGUGAUUGUUUUUUGCGGCAAAUGGUUUCCAGCUCAAAAUAUUGAUUUAGAUAAAGCUUUAUUAUAUCUAAUCAAUUUGUUGGAUCCAAUAGUGAAAGGUGAUUAUGUCAUUGCAUACUUCCACACUUUAACAUCUGCAAACAAUUAUCCUACAUUUAAAUGGCUGAAAGACGUUUACACUGUACUUCCAUAUAAAUACAAAAAAAAUCUUAAAGCUUUCUAUAUUGUUCAUCCUAACUUUUUAACAAAGAUGAUGACCUGGUGGUUCACAACAUUUAUGGCGCCUGCUAUAAAAGCUAAAGUACAUUCCCUUCCUGGAGUCGAGCACUUAUAUUCAGCAAUUUGCAAGGACCAACUCGAAAUUCCAGCAUAUAUAACCGAAUAUGAUAUGACGAUAAACGGACUGCAUUAUUUUCAGCCAAUAGCUCAGACACCGUCAUAAAACUAAUUUGCCGCUUAUGUCUCCUCUAACGUAUAUGUAUUUCGUAUUUAAGUUAAUUAUUUACGAUAUUUUUGUGAGAUGUUUGUUUUUCUUAGUUUUUAAAAAGCUAUAUUGCAUUAUAAGAAAACAUACAUUAAAACAGAACAUUAAAAAAAAAGAAGAAUUUAAAGUAUUUUCAUUACUAAGUCUAUUAAAUAAAAAUCUAAAUACUUACUAAAAAAAAACAAAAGAAUUAACAAACUAAGUUACAUAAACAAAAAAACCUAGGUGUAUAGAAAAUUAAUUCUUAUGAACAAGUUUAUUAAAUUUUUAAAUUACGUUUAUAAGGUUUGUUAUUGCGGUUGUAGAUUAUUGAUGUUGAAAAAAAAACUACAAAACACAAAAAAAAGUUAAAAAAAUAAAUAAAAAAUAAGUAAAAUAAUAAAAGAAAAGAUCAAAAAAGUUUUUAGACCGUAAAAUAAAAUUUAUCUAUUUGUUGAAAAUGCAAUCGCAUUUAACUAAUAAUAAUGAUAUAGAAAACUAAAAAUUAUUAUAUAUAUAAUUUAAUUGUAAAACG